CCUGCCUUUCAGACAGGCUGUUUUUGCUGCAUUGAACGGUAGCAGUGGAGAGAGGGAAAACGCAAGAAAAACAAGAAGCCGAAGAAGGAAGAUAAAAAAAGUCAAUAUAGACAUAUCCAGAGAGACCUCAGAUCCAGCGCCAGCUAUCCUGCAUCACAAGGACCACUUCCAGACCAGAACCAACGGCGACAAAUAGUGCCGGACCCGGACUCCAGAGGCGUAUAUCGGUAACACUCUGGUAACACUCCGGUGCUCCUCUGCCUACCCUCGUGAGGAUUCAUUGAGACGAACAAACGGAUCUGUGUGUCCAACCGACCAUGGCAUUCCCUUCUUACCCGGUCCCUGGUCUAUGGACUCUGAGCUUAUUGACACUACUGGCAGCCUCUGUUCAAAGCAACUCCAUCGUUUUUGACGAUGACCCCAUGCAGCCGGUGACCCAGGACGAGACGGUGUCGGUGGGCGGCACGGUGACCCUGACCUGCCGGGUGACAGAGAGCGACAACUCCUCCCUGCAGUGGUCCAACACGGCCCAGCAGACUCUGUACUUUGGAGAGAAGAGAGCUCUGAGAGAUAACCGUAUCCAGCUCCACCAGUCAACAGGCACAGAGCUGUCCAUCACCAUUGGAGACAUCCAGCUGUCAGACGAGGGGGAGUACACCUGCUCCAUCUUCACCAUGCCCGUCCGCACUGCCCGUGCCACCGUCACUGUGCUAGGUGUCCCUGGUAAGCCUCAGAUCUCUGGCUAUGAGGACGCUGUACAGGAAGGGGGCAAAGUCACCCUCACCUGCACCAGCUCCGGGAGCAAGCCUCCCGCCAAACUACACUGGUACAGGGACCAGAAGGAACUCACAGGUCGCCCUGAUGUGGUGGAGUCUAACCCUGGUGAGCCGACCUACACAGUGAUCAGUGAGCUGACUCUGACUGUGGGCCGAAGCGAUGAUAAUGCUCUGAUUGCCUGUGCUGUAGACCACCCUUCUCUGGCCCAUGGGGACAAAGGGAGCGAGCAACGCAUUAGAGUCCUGUUCACCCCAGAUGUAACUAUCCAGCCUGAGAGUGAUCUGCCCAGAGAGGGAGGAAAGUUCCACCUGCAGUGCAUUGCCAACGGAAACCCCGAGCCUAUCUCGUACGUGUGGCAGAAGAAGGAUGGAGAGCUCCCCCCGCUGGCCAAGGUGGAUGGUAGUGUCCUGCGCUUUGAGAUGCUCAACAAAUCAGACAACGGCAUGUACCUUUGUCAGGCCGACAAUGGGAUCGGGAAGGUGCAGGGACAGUACACACUGUUGGUGCAAGAUGGUCCAGACAACAUUGCAGACCCCACUGCCAUGUCGACCUCUUCAGGAGUGGACCAUGCUGUGAUUGGAGGAGUGGUGGCGGUCAUAGUCUUUAUCCUGCUCUGUCUGCUCAUCGUCUUGGGCAGAUACCUCAUCAGACACAAAGGGACAUAUCUUACCCAUGAGGCCAAGGGCUCCGAUGACGCUCCCGACGCCGACACGGCUAUCAUCAACGCCGAGGGCGGCCAUUCCGGAGCAGAGGACAAGAAAGAGUACUUCAUCUAGGGAGGGGUCGGGAGGGGGGAGAGGAACGCCUCCAUUUGUCUUCACAAGCUUCAGUUCUUCACAGCAGCCAGAGGGGGAGGCGUAGGGGACAGACAGACAGGGAAAUGGUGAAAUAUAAGAUUCGCAAGUACUGAGACUGACAGGAAAAACAGAAAAGCUUCACCUGGUAGACCUGCAUUGAAAACAGUGCGAUUAUUUGCACUUAUAUACAUGACUUCCUCAUGUCCACUGACACACACACACACACACACACACACACACACACACACACACACACACACACACACACACACACACACACACACACACACACACACACACACACACACACACACUACGUGUUACGUGUCACUGACGCACUGUUACGAGAUAAACAUCCUGUUCAUGCUCACAUGAACAUACAAACAGGCUCAUGUACAUGUAACAGGAUCAUAGUAAUGCAAAGUAAUGUUUGAUUUCUUGAUUUAAGAGGAAAAAAACACAUUUUUUAUACAUGCAUAUUACAGUACAUAUACAUGUUUCAUUAACAUUCUACUGUCAGUGACACAAAUGCAAAAUUGUACUCCACAUAUUAUUGCAAAAAUGUUAUUCACAUUCCAGCAUGUUAUGCUGAAAUACAGUUUCUGAACCCCAAACACUGUCCCCCACCCAUUUAUCCAUACCAUUCCUCCCACUCAUCUGUCUUUCAUUUUCACUAUUUUCUUCUCUCUAUUCUAUCACUCCCCACAUAGACUACUACAGACCAGGACAGACUCUGUCUAAAAUCAAUCAACAACAACUGCUGUACAUAACCUCUCUCUCUUUCCCGUCUUUCUCUGUCACACACACACACAAACAAACAAACAAACAGACAAAUACAACCUCUAUUCCCUACAUAGUGCACUACUUUUGACCAGGGUCCAUUGUCACAUGAAGACAACAGAAUCGAAACACAUGACAAUACAAUGCAACAGGGGUUCUCGAAGUAUAAAUAUUACUAACAACAACAGAUGAAACUCACUUUGGCCAAGGGAUCUGUGGAAUAAGUUUAGAGGGUGUAAUACAGUACAUGUAAUAAUAUGGACGCCCCCAAAUGUUUAUUUUGUAUGUUUACAUAAAUGCACUGUAAUUUAAGCUGUAAAACUGCUAGAUUCUCAAGUCAACGUUUGAGGAAUUGCAGGACAUUGCGUUUAAAGCUGCAACAACAAAGAUCUCUCUGCCCCAUGAUGAAAUGUGUAGAAUUGCAAGAAAUUAGCUUGAAAACUUCUAUGUUUUCUCUCCGAUGCCAAGAGGUGGGCCUUUAAAAUGUUGCUUUCCAGGGCCCGAAAAAUGGUUUGGUCCAGUCAUGCACUGCCGAAGUAAAAGUCAUGAUGCUAUAUUUCUCUAACUCGAGUUGUGUUCUAAUUAUGAAUUUGCUAUCGCAAAAGAGGUCCCCGGAUACAAUACGAUACAAUACAACCCCUACACUACCACACAACACACCCCAUGCAAAAACAGCAUCCCUGUAUGGUCACAGUGCAGGAUUCCGAUAUAAAUAUAUAAAUAAAUAUAUAUAUAUAAUUAUAUAGCAUUCUUUUUACUCAGAAAACAAACAAAAAACGUUUGGUGUGCUGUAAAUACACUAUAAUUUCCUCUCUCUCUCUUUCUCGCUCCUCUCUCUCUUCAUCUCCUCCUCCUCCUACCCUACAUCUCCUCCUCCUACCCUACAUCUCCUCCUCCCACCCUACAUCUCCUCCUACCCUACAUCUCCUCAUCCUCCUACCCUACAUC
Oncorhynchus masou masou (cherry salmon) is the source of this 3302-nucleotide messenger RNA. RefSeq names its product cell adhesion molecule 3-like. Lineage: Eukaryota; Metazoa; Chordata; Actinopteri; Salmoniformes; Salmonidae. The record is from RefSeq and is a predicted model, not a curated record. The transcript is spliced from 11 exons. Gene Ontology annotation, cellular component: presynaptic membrane. The coding region runs from base 318 to 1553 and encodes 411 amino acids.